CAAUCGGAAACCCGACAUUCUAUUUAUAGACGCGUGUCGCGAUUCCUGCCUUCUUCGGGCAUGCAUUUACAUGUAGACAACAUAUUGUUGCAACAAUUGAUGUGUCUACGAUUGCCUCCUGCUGAUAGACGGUGAAAUGUAUUUCAAGAGGAACAUAUCAAUGAUCAAAAUCUCGAUUUUAUCCUUCAUUGUCUUACGAGAGAGCUCUUUGCAGGGAUAAAUCUGCAAACCUGUUAUAUUAAAAGUAAAGCCGAAUGGUGUGCGGAGCUUAACCUGUAACACUUCCGUGAAUACCUCCGUGAUUGCAGUUUUCAGCUACAGAAUGCAGCCGCUAGUGAGGCUGCUCCGGCAGGCAGUGAGAUGUCUGUUCCUUCUCCUCCAGAUGCUCCUUCAGCCCCCUCUCUCUGCGAUAUUAACCUGGUGGUACCCAGCCACGACCGUCUCACCAGUCACUGAUGAAGUACUGCUCUUGAGUGCAGUGGAGAUUGCUGAUCGUAUUCGAACAAAGAAGGUGACCGCUGUUGAGGUGAUGCAGAGAUUCAUACAGCGAGUGAAGGCGGUCAACCCAGUGGUCAACGCUGUUGUAGUGGACAUGUUCUCGGAAGCCUUGGAGGCAGCUGGAAAUGUUGACAGGCAGCUAGCUGAGGACGACAGUUCUGUCAAAAAUUUACCACUGCUGGGAGUGCCACUGUCUGUUAAAGAAGCAUUUCAAGUAAAAGGUAUGCCAAGCUGCUCUGGUCUGUGGACAAGGAGAAAUAACAAGGCUCCAUCAACGGCUGCUGUUGUGAGACACCUCAAGGCAGCUGGAGCCAUUCCCUUUAUCCUCACCAACACCAGCGAGCUCUGUAUGUGGUACGAGUCUGCAAACAACGUGUACGGCCGGACAAACAACGCCUACAGCACCAGUCACAUCGUAGGAGGAAGCUCAGGAGGUGAAGGGUGCAUCCUGUCCACGGGAGCCUCCGUCAUGGGAGUGGGGUCGGACAUCGGGGGAAGUAUACGAAUGCCAGCUUUCUUCAAUGGUGUGUACGGACACAAACCUUCUAGAGGUGUUGUUGACAACAGUGGACAGCACCCUCCUGCCACAGGGAGUCAGGUCGACCUGCUUGUUACGGGGCCGCUCUGCCGCUAUGCUGCUGAUCUCUUACCUCUGAUGCAGAUUAUGUCUGGGGAUGCUUCGCAGCUUAACUUGAAGAAAAAAGUGGACUUGAAGGAGCUGAGGUUUUUCUCAAUGGAGAAUGAUGGAGGAGGGUUGCUUCAGAGUAAUGUGAAUCAAGAACUGGUGGCGGCACAGAAAAAAGCUGUGGUGUAUCUGGAGCACACACUGGGUGUACGAGUGACCACACUGAACUUGAGGCGGAUGAAGUACAGCAUGGAGAUGUGGUCAGCCCGCAUGACAUCCUCCGAUGGGACAACAUUCAGUGAGUUCAUGGCUGGUGAAAAGGGAUCGGUUAAUGGCUUGUACGAGUUGUUCCGCUGGCUGAUCGGUAGGUCCCACCACACUCUUCCAGCCAUCAUGCUGGCUGUGAUAGAGUGCUUCACCCCUCUGCUGGAGGGUAGCAAUGCCCAGUUCCUGAAGAUGUUGACAGAGUUUGAGAAGGAGAUGAGGGAGCUGCUUGAUGAUGGGGGAAUCCUCCUGUAUCCAUCACAUCCCUGCUCUGCCCAGCUCCACAACCAGCCACUCUCAACACCAACCAACUUCUCCUACACGGCCAUCUUCAAUGCACUGGGUCUGCCUGUCACACAGUGUCCUCUUGGACUCAACAAGAGUGGGCUACCAGUCGGGGUUCAGAUAGUGGGUGGCAUGUAUGAAGAUCGGAACACUAUAGCUGUGGCUCAGGCCCUGGAAGCCGGGCCAGGUGGCUGGGUCACUCCCGGACAGAUGUGAGCCGUUAUAUCUUCACUAGACAGCAAGCAUUCAUCAGCCUUCAAGAGCCAGUUCUUCUUGUCAUUCUGGGGCCAGUGAUAUUUCGGGAGGAUAAGUCAUAAUUUUCUCCUGUUCCAUCUGUCAAAUAAUAUAUGUCCAACUUAUUUCCAAUAUAUGACCCUGCUAGUCCAGACAACAAGCUUUCCGGACAAUAACUGUCAGGGAUGAAUCUAGGAUGCAAAGACACUUUAUGAAUUAAAUCUAUUAUGAGCAGUUCUUAUCCAGAUGAUUUUGCUGGGAAUGGUGCGGGUUAUGGUCAACUUUAUAUUUGUUUCACAUGACAGUAUUCAUUUUUGAUAGUUGCUAACUUUUGUUCAAUUACGAUUUUGCAGUUGACACUUACAUUGUACAUGUUGUAAACAGCUGAUGUAAUGCAAUAUUUUGAGUAAAUCAGUUUCAUACUUUGCAGCAUUACACAACUACAGAAUUAUCAAUGAUCAAAACAGUUUGCUGCUGAGUAAUGCCACACAGGACUUUCUGUUAUUUUCUUUGUUAUGCAUACAAAAUUAAAUGUUUUUCGGGCACAUUUUCCUCAAACCAGAGGAGGUAGGAAUUAUUUUUUAUUUAUUACCUAUAGGGUUAGAAAUAUCUGAGUUCAUAAAAUCCUAUGUGCACUCGUGCACCAGUCUAUUGUGUUCAUCAUCUGGAUGGCAUUGUUGACAUCUUUUGAAUCUUAUUGUGAUGUAACGUCAGGAUGACGUCACACUAGAAGUGACAUCACUGCUGAAGAUUGGUGCGACUUUCUACAGUUGUGUUUUUUAAGAUGUUCAUCGUGAUCAGUGCAUGUUUGUAAAGGAGAGCUCAAAAAGAUUAUGAAAUAUAGAAAUUGUUACAUUCGCAUGUGUGUCAAACCGAUUUUACGAAACUAUGUAUUAUAUAUUAACAUGGGAAAUAAAAGGAUUCUGACACCCGUUUCAUAGAAUCAGUAUGACGCACAUACUCGUAUAAAAAUAUCUAUUUGUUUGUUGAAAACAAAAGUGAUGAAGGAAGAGUAUGUUUUAUUCUUGUCCCAAGACUAUCUGUUGUGAAUAAUAUUGAAUACAACACAAUAAGGGAUGAUUUUUUAUUUCCAUCGUUUGUCAAUGUUUUAUAUGUGCAUGAUCUGAAACUGGUUGUAUGUAUAGAUGAAUAUUUUGUGUGUCCAGUUGAUGAAGAUCAAGUCAUUUCAUCUAAUCCUGUUAUCGACCUGAACAUUGAGAUAUCAAACAUCAUCAUUCAAAUAACACCUGAUCUGGCCUUUCUUGUUCACUGAGAUGAUAUAUUGUAAAUCCUUGAAUAAAUGCCCUACCGGUACAAAGGUAGAGUCAACUGAUACACCGAAAGAAAUAAUUGUGUGCCUUGGAUAAACACUUUGUCUAACAUGGGGUAAAAGUAUAAUGAUUACAUAUUACAUGUAAUAACAUCCCAAAAUCUUUCCUUGAUAUAUGUGAAACUUAGGAACAGACAUUUUAAGGAAAAUUGAAAACACCUGAUGCCAACUCUAUGCUCAAAAGUAGGUGUAUGCCUCAAAUAAACACCAGGUCAGGAUAAUCCAAGACAAUCAAACCUCUGGAGCUUAUUCAAGGAUUUACGGUUUUCCACCCACUCUUGUCAGUUUGAGCGCUUAACAUGCUCAAAUACUGGUUGGUUGUUAAUUUGUGUUUUUAAGUGGUUUUACAAAACAUGUUAAGAAUGGUUUAAUAUGAGGAUUAUGACCAGAUGAAACUUUGGAACCCCAUAGAUGGUAUUUUUUAAGCCUGAAAACAGGGUGUGUCAUGAUGAUGGUUUUACAAAACAGCCCUGACAAAAUAGCUGACAUGUUUGUUGUUUGAAUUAGUAAAUAUUUUAUAACUUUG
This is a messenger RNA of Haliotis rufescens (red abalone), 3762 nucleotides long. Its product is annotated as fatty-acid amide hydrolase 2-like. The coding region runs from base 323 to 1888 and encodes 521 amino acids. Lineage: Eukaryota; Metazoa; Mollusca; Gastropoda; Lepetellida; Haliotidae. The record is from RefSeq and is a predicted model, not a curated record. The transcript is spliced from 8 exons.